GGGAAAUCUGUAAAUUUUGGGAUUGGUAACAAGAAGGAAGUUGUAGAAUUAGUGAAUAGACAGGGUGAAAAAGCAAAAACUUGUCAAAAAUUAAUGGUGGUUUAAAGCUAUCAGUACAUAUCUUUUUUAAAAUUCAUAUAUUUUAUUUAUAUUUAUAAAAUAAUUUACUGACGUUCUUACCAACAGUUUAAAGCUAUUUGAUGGCCGGGGUAAAUUACCGAUGGCCUGGGUCACUGACAAAGUUUUUCAGCCAUCGUUAAUUUUCGAUGGCUAUUAAAUUUAUCAAAAUUUUAAAAUUACCGCUGGUUUACCGUGGCCAUCGGUAACAAGUUAUCGGUAAUCAGCUAUUUUGUUGUAGUGACUCACAUUAUUGUCGCAUUCUCCUUUUACCUACUUUUAUAAUCUACUAGGUGCGGCCCCCAUGUAGAACAUAUGGAGUGGUUAUUUUUAGGUCACUACAACUCUACAUUAAAAAUGUGAUAUAAUCAACAUGAAUUGAUUGAGAGAUAAACCCUUCCUGAUUGGUUGGCAUUAUUUGAAUAUCUUCAACCCAUCAUGUUUUUAUCUAAAAUUUAUUAAUUUUUGGAGGGAUUCAACGUCAAGAUCAUGACUUCCUCAUAAAUAGGUAAGUUAGCAAAUUUGCAACACUACCUUUUUUCAUGUUUUAUCCUUACACCACAUCUUUCUUAGACAAUAGUAAACUCAACUUGACAUAAACAUGAGCGCAGAUAAACUACAAGAUAAUACUUCAACUUGUGAAGGCCUUUCUUUCAUGACCAAAUUACAAUACUCCGCCCACUCUUUCAUCACCAAAUUUGCCUACCACUCCGACGGCACCGUCAACCGCUUCCUCGUAAACCUCGCUGAUAUUCGCUCACCACCUUCUUCCACCCCUGUCAACGGUGUCACCUCCUAUGAUCAUACCAUUGACUCUUCCCGUAAUCUUUGGUUUCGAAUUUUUAUUCCCGCCAAUGCUCCCUCCAAUCUUUCUCUUCCGGUUAUCGUCUACUUCCAUGGCGGAGGCUUUGUCUCCUUCGCUCCCUCCACCAUGCCUUACAACACUUUUUGCCGGAAGAUUGCCGGAGAUGUUUCCGCUGUCGUCAUCUCCGUCGGCUACCGCCUUGCGCCGGAGCAUCGUUGGCCGGCGCAAUAUGAAGACGGGUUUGAUGUCUUGAAGCUCCUCGACGAUAAAGAGAUGAGGGAGAAAAUUGGAGUUUUUUCGGCGAAUGCUGACGUCAGCCGGUGUUUCCUCGCCGGAGAUAGUGCCGGCGGGAAUAUAAUUCACCACGUGGCGAUACGAGCUUGUGGGACCCACUUCAAGACGAUUAAAAUUCGCGGGCUUAUUUCAAUUCAACCGUUUUUUGGCGGGGAGAAAAGGACAGAGUCCGAACUUCGGGUGAAGAAUCCUCCGGUUUUGACUUUAGCCCAGACCGAUUUCUCUUGGAAGGCAUUCUUACCUAUCGGGUCGGACCGAGACCACCCGGCAGCGAAUAUACUCGGGCCGGGGUCCGAGGAUAUCUCGGGUUUGGAGUCGUUCCCGCCAACCAGUGGCGGACCCAGGAUUUUCCGACUGGCGGAGGCGAGCAGCGGAGCAGGCGGAGCAGCACUGCAAUAGGGCCACGGGCAGUCGGCCAGCACCGCAGCACGGCAGUCGGCAGCAC
Messenger RNA from Chenopodium quinoa (quinoa), 1661 nucleotides. Its product is annotated as probable carboxylesterase 18. The transcript has 2 exons. Gene Ontology annotation, molecular function: carboxylic ester hydrolase activity. Bases 719 to 1615 code for a protein of 298 amino acids. Lineage: Eukaryota; Viridiplantae; Streptophyta; Magnoliopsida; Caryophyllales; Amaranthaceae. The record is from RefSeq and is a predicted model, not a curated record. Gene Ontology annotation, biological process: pollen tube growth.